Molecule: messenger RNA, 2439 nt
Organism: Momordica charantia (bitter melon)
Lineage: Eukaryota; Viridiplantae; Streptophyta; Magnoliopsida; Cucurbitales; Cucurbitaceae
Biological process (GO): alternative mRNA splicing, via spliceosome
Cellular component (GO): nucleus
Molecular function (GO): RNA binding; protein binding
Source: RefSeq, a predicted model, not a curated record
AUCUUAGUAUAGUUCAACUAGACAAAAACGUUCAAAAUAUCGAGUCUCCAGAUUGAACUAAAAAACUAAAAAAUAAAAGAGAGAUUUCAAUUCUUAAAACGACACACGUCAAUUGAGAAUCAUUCCCAUUUUCGAGAUGAAAUCUUAGCAGAUCAAGUAACGUUGGGCGCCUGAAUCUAAGUCGGUUCGGGCAUCAGGCAGUCUUCCUAUAAAACUAAGAACAAAUUGGAGCAGAAGCGAGGGCGGGUGACAUCUCUUCGCGCGGCAACUCCAGUGUCGUCUCUUAGUCCGCUUACUUUCUUCCCUCUGAACAAUUACGAUGGCCUCCAUAAAACGCGAGCGUCCUGGAGAACACGAACCUGAUGCAAAGAAACCCAAACUUGCGUCUGUUUCGGAUGCUUCUGAGCUGAAGGGCCAGCAUCCAGUGGCGCUCAACCCUGCCGACUGCGACUUGGAUUUCAAGAUUGAAAGUGAUGGUCUUCAAGGAUCUGCUCUUUAUGAGGAAGGUUUUGCUUAUUGCUGGUCUGGCGCUCGGGCCACCAUUGGUAUUACUGGUGGAAAAUAUUGUUUUGGUUGCAAGGUUAUCUCUUUACAGCCAGUUGAAAUGGAUGAUACUCCUCCAGAUCAGCAGCAUGUUUGUCGUCUUGGCAUUUCCAGAGGGGACAGCCCAGUUGGAAAUCUUGGAGAAACUAAACAAAGUUUUGGAUUUGGUGGCACAGGGAAGUUUUCAAAUGCUGGAAAAUUUUCUGAUUAUGGUGAAAAGUUUGGGAUUGGUGAUACUAUUGUUUGUGCUGUUAAUCUUGAAAGCAAGCCCCUGGCUUCUAUUGGAUUUUCCAAGAAUGGCAAAUGGUUGGGUACGGCAAUACAAUUUGAUGCAGGUCCAAGGGGUCUUGGAGUGGUGGAUUCUCCAUUGAGAAAGCUUCAACGGGAAUCAGCAUUUUUUCCUCAUGUAUUAUUGAAGAAUGUUGUGGUCCAGUUGCAAUUUAGUGUUGAAGAGGGGCUUGCUCCAGAAGAAGGCUUUAAACCGUGGGCCUCUGCUUUGGAUGAUAACAAUGCAUUACUAGGGCCUACUUUUAGUAAUGUAAGAGAUUGUGAAGUCAUGAUGAUGGUGGGUCUACCGGCUUCUGGAAAAAGUACAUGGGCCAAAAAAUGGGUAGAUGAUCAUCCGGAGAAACGCUAUGUUUUGCUUGGGACUAAUCUAAUUCUUGAUCAAAUGAAGUUACCAGGUCUAUUGCGAAAACAUAAUUAUGGUGAGCGAUUUGAUCGCCUGAUGGACCGAGCGACUGGGAUUUUUAAUGUACUUCUGUCUAGAGCAGCCAGCAUACCUCGAAAUUACAUAAUUGAUCAAACAAACGUUUACAAGAAUGCUCGUAGACGUAAACUGAAACCAUUUGCUGACUUCCAGAAGAUUGCUGUUGUGGUAUUUCCAAAGCCUGAAGAGUUGCAGUGUCGAUCAGCUAAAAGAUCUAGAGAAAUGGGGAAGGAAGUACCAGCUGAUGCAGUGAAUGAUAUGUUAGCCAAUUAUAUCUUACCAACUAGCAAGGACGUGCCUGGAUCGGGAGAGUAUUUUGAUGAGGUAAUAUUUGUAGAACUUGAUCGUGCAGAGUCUCAGAGAUGCUUAGAUGGGAUGAAACGUGCUCUAACAUCUGAAUCACACAAUUUUAUGUCACAUUCUCAAGCUAGCCCUGCUCCUCCUCAUAUUUUACCAUCUCGAAAUCAAGGUCUACAUAGUAUCUCGAAUGAUGAACGAUAUGGAAGUUCAAGAUUUAUUUCUGAAGUACAUCAAGAAAAUAUGAAUUCUCCUUUGUCUAGAUUUGUUCCCCCUUACAGAUCUAACGACAAUCUGAUUAGUGAAACCAGGUACUCUGGUCCAAGUAGCCAUCCCCCAGUUCGAAGUUAUCUUGGGUUUGAUCCUUACAGCAUUGGUGGACAUUUCCGAGGCGAUGAUCGAAUGUGUCCUCCAAGGGAAUACUCUGAUAUAGCUUCUCCUUUCCCACGUAUGGGUGAAAUGCCUCCAAGGGAAUACUCUGAUGUAGCUUAUCCUUUCCCACCUACUGGUCCACCUUAUGGAAGCCCGCCUCCAAGACCUACAUAUCAAUUUCCUUCUAAUAUGCCUUAUGGUAGAGGUUAUGCCUCCCCACGUCCAAGCCCAAGGUACUACUGAUACUGACUACUAAUGGGUUCACGGGUCAUCCUUCCUAUGUUUUAUGUAUACAUAUAAUAUAUUCAUCAGAGUGGAAAUGGUGAACAAUUGUAAUUAUUCUGGCUCUAUGCAUGCAUGGCCUGUUACACCUAUUUCUCUGCAUACAUUUUUUGUAGUUUCGUUAGCCAAUAAUCGAAUUCAGAACUUCAUCGAUCCUGCUGUUGUCGACGAACAUCUUCAAAAAGAGUUGAUUGAAAUUAAUCUUAUUCACAUGAAGUUAGGAAACGUUUUAUUCA